UCAGUCAUCUGUCGGUUGUUGGCUGUGUGGGUAGGCCUUUAACAUCGCCGACUCUUUGUGCCAGGCCAAUCACGAAGGAGACGAUUUAUCAGUCGUGCAUUAGGAACUCUACUGUCACUUCACUGUCAUGUCUGAUCGCGCAAAAUCCAACGAUUUUGCGCUGUCACUCUUCUUAUAUUCUGCAUAUAUUAAUUUAGAAAAUUCGUAAAGAGAAUCGAGAAAUUCUUUCGCGUAAAAACGUGUUAUCUUAUCCACGCGGGUGAAGUUUAAACUCGCCGCUACUGCGAACAUCGUUCGUCGACAGGUUGGCAGGACUGUUCGGAAAAUUCGGAGAGUGAACAGGUGUUUUUUGAAUGGAUUAGAGCGAAUAUAGGCGACGAGAGGACGGGUGUCUCGUGGACGGUGAAUGAUCGUCGGGAUUUGCCGGCCGUUUCGGAUGAUCGAUAGCUCGGAGGAUGCAUGCGGGUACGCGGUUGUUCUUGGCGUCCGGGCGAAAAUGAGGAGGUUGGUGCUCCGGGAGUCGUGACUUUUUUUUCCCGUCCGCCGGAUAAAUGUGUGUGCCUGGUAACCUCUCAUCUGUGCCGCCUGAAAACGUAGAAAAGCGGUAUAAAAGUGUCUUUCUUGGCGCCUAGAAGAUGAAGAUAUAACAGCGUCAACGGCGGCAGCUUUGUUAUCCCGUUCGCACCUAAGGCCCAGACUUAUAAAUAUGCCACAUCAGUUUGGAUUGCCAACAAUGGCGCAUAGUAUGCAGUCACCGCCUUCACCGACCUCGGUCAUGUCCGUUUAUCCUCGAUUCGGCUCUGGCAUCUACAGGCCCGAUCAACAGGACCAGCGAUUGACCCGCGAGGCAAUGGAACGUUACUUGCGCGACCGUAGCGACAUGAUGAUCGUUAUCUUACACGCUAAGGUUGCGCAAAAGUCGUAUGGUAACGAGAAGCGGUUUUUCUGCCCUCCGCCAUGCAUCUAUCUCUUCGGCGAUGGCUGGAGGAUGCGUCAGGAGCAAAUGCUGCGCGAAGGCGAGAGCGAACAGAAUGCUCAGCUGUGCGCUUUCAUUGGCAUCGGUAAUUCGGAUCAGGAUAUGCAGCAAUUGGAUCUGAAUAAUGGCAAACAGUAUUGUGCGGCGAAGACUCUCUAUAUCUCCGAUUCGGACAAGCGCAAGCAUUUUAUGCUCUCCGUCAAGAUGUUCUAUGGCAGCGGUCAUGACAUCGGUGUGUUUCUCAGCAAGCGCAUCAAGGUGAUCUCGAAGCCGUCCAAGAAGAAGCAGUCCUUGAAGAACGCAGACCUGUGUAUCGCUAGUGGCACAAAGGUGGCGCUUUUCAAUCGAUUGCGCUCGCAAACGGUCAGCACGCGUUAUCUUCACGUGGAGAAUGGUAACUUCCACGCGAGCUCGACACAGUGGGGCGCGUUCACCAUUCAUCUUCUGGACGACAAUGAGAGUGAAUCAGAGGAAUUUCAAGUGCGCGACGGUUAUGUGCACUAUGGCAGCACUGUAAAAUUGGUAUGCUCCGUGACGGGAAUGGCACUGCCGCGAUUGGUAAUCCGCAAGGUAGACAAACAGAUGGCCAGUUUGGAGGCCGACGAUCCUGUCUCCCAGUUACAUAAAUGCGCCUUUUACAUGAAAGACACGGAUCAUAUGUACUUGUGCCUAUCGCAAGAGCGUAUAAUACAAUUCCAGGCUACACCUUGCCCGAAAGAAGCAAACAAAGAAAUGAUCAAUGAUGGUGCCUGCUGGACGAUUAUCAGCACGGACAAGGCGGAAUAUCAAUUCUUCGAAGGCAUGGGUCCAGUACGAUCGCCGGUGACACCCGUACCGCUGGUCCAUAGUCUGCAUCUGAACGGUGGCGGUGACGUGGCGAUGCUUGAGCUCACUGGCGACAACUUUACGCCGAAUCUGCAAGUCUGGUUCGGCGAUGUUGAGGCCGAGACUAUGUACAGAUGUCAGGAGAGCAUGCUUUGUGUCGUGCCUGACAUUUCCUUGUUUCGCGGCGAGUGGCUGUGGGUGCGCCAGCCGACGCAGGUGCCAGUUUCCCUGGUUCGCAAUGACGGCAUCAUCUACGCUACUGGUUUGACCUUCACAUACACGCCCGAACCAGGGCCGCGUCCACACUGUCCACCGGCCGAUGAAAUCAUGCGAGCGCCACGUACCAUGCACAAUCAAGCUAAUAUACCAUCCGCCGCGAUGCCUACCGACGUACCCUGGAAUACCCACGGACAGCCGCCGCAGUCGGGUCUCUGAUAUCUUCUAGAUAAUCGUCACAAUGCGAACCAAAGUCUACGAUGUAGUAAUGAUAUGGGUGGUGCGACACCAAUUGUAGUGUCUCCCGAUGACGAUGAUGAGGAUGACAACGAUGAUGGAAACGAGAGUGGCGGUGAUGAGUGCUCAUAUCUGGCGAAAGAUUUGUUACUCGAAAUCGAUAAUAGCGUAACGCAACAUGACGCAAACUUAGACAAUACGAAGACGUAGCGUUUCGCUCAAUCCACUCUACGUGUGGGACAUCCGCCUCCGUGCGCUAAAACUGUCUUAGACUAAACUCUCGUAAUUUGUUAACAAAAAUUUACAGAGAUAAUAAUUUAUAUAGUAGUUUUUGAUUUAACGGUUUAUGCGAGAAUGUAUAGACAGAGUAUAUGGAAUCUGAUGAUAAAAUUUUCAAGAGUGAAGUGAAUGGAAUUAUAUAAGAUUUGAUUCAAAAUUUUUGUCGAUGCAUCCGAAACACUUCUCUUGGAACUUUAUUGUCUCGUCUAGCAUUUUAUGAAGAAUUAAAAAAGAAAAACUAUUAAACAAGCAUAGUUAGUAACGAAUGUAAUACACAAUCUUAGUCUAUACAUUUGCAUAUUGGUCACCGAACGGUUGUGCUUUUAACACUAUAUUUGUUACGAGAGGAGCUAUUACGCUCGGAAAUCGGUAUAGCAAGCUUUGUAAUUACAAAGGCAUUCUUUGCUCUCUUUAUAGGGCGUCCAUUAAAGUUCGGGACCAAAUUUAUACAAUAAUAAUGGGAUCGAAUAGGUAAAAAGAGUUCAUAUAAAUCUAUGUUCGGAAAGCUUUAUUAAAGAACAAUUUAAAAAAUUAAGGUAGUUGUCUACCAAAUCGCAAUUAACAAGAAAAAUUAAAAAAUUAAUUAUACAUUUAUUAACCAUACAUUUAUUAAUAAAUGUAGUGUACACAUUGAAAGCUAUUGAUUUUCCCGAACGCGAGAUAAUCAUUAUCAAAAAUUGCACUUUUUAUUCGUACGCAAAACGUACGAAAAUCUCAUAUUUUGAAUUUUAUUAAUUAGAAAAAAUAAUAAGAAAAUAAUGAAAAACUAAUACAAAGUAGAAAGACACUUUAAGAAUCCUUAAAAAAAAUCGAAAUUAUUGACUGUUUAGUUUUAGAAAUACAAUAAUAAAAAGACCUCACGGUAUCAUUUCAUCCUUAUUAUUUAUCGAAAGUUAAAUAACCGAUAGUAGGAUAUUUUAAAGUUAAUUUCAAGUGUCAAAAUUUUAGAUUGUACUGUCAAGAGAUACCUUAAGAUUCUCAAGUGAAAAUCACAAAUUUUAAAUAAUCGCAGAUUAGUAAGAGUUAGGACGCAGAUGAUGGUGCGUCAGAUUCAUAGAAAAACAAGUUUUUUUUAUUAAAGAAUUAUAAGCUUUUAAAGAUAAACGAGCAAAAUUGUUCUUAUAACUUUUUUAGAGUCUUAAGUUAUAUUAAACGAAAUCGUUGAUUCAGAAAUAGAUAAUUUAUUCAGUUAUUUUUACAUGUCUUGACCUAUACGAUCUCUAGACUUCGCACUAUACAGGUCUUUACUUCUGUUAGACUUUAAUUUGUUUAAUGACAUAAUUUUGAUGUUUGAAUUGUGAUUUCAUUUUUGCGAUUACAAUAAAUAAUUACGCUCUUUCUGCGAAUUAUGCGAUAUUUAUUCAUAUAAUAUUGUAUAUCGGCGAUUAAGUCUAACAAGUACAACAAUUUUACUCGUUUAUUUUUUGAACGCUUAUAACUCUUUAAGAAAAUAUUUUCGCGGACAUAAGUUUAUAUGAACUUUUGUUUCACCCACUCGACUCCAUUAAGAGGCCAUACCCGUUUGAAAUCUCGAAAAAUAAAUACAUUUUCCAGAAUUUUUUGCAGUGCAACGACUUGAUAAAAAUUUUUUUAUUUUUUUACAAUAUGAAUACAAUUUUUAUUAAUUACUGAAAUAAAAAUUUUCAGCUUAAACAAAUUUUUUUUUUUUAAGUUUAUAUUCAUGUUUCGAAAGUUCAAACUGAUAUGUUCCUUUAACAUGUUGAUAAAUGUAAUCCUGAUCAUUACGGAUGCUCCGUGCACAUCAUCGCUAGAUCAUAAAGCAAAUUCUAAUUUAUUGGGAUCGCCAAUAUUGGCGAUUUGUUAUUCCACCACAAAUGGAAAUGACUUCGUGAAGAAGGAAAAAUAUAUGGGAAGAAAAUAGAAAAAAAAAGAACUAUACGGACGUCUGAGCGUUGCCUCGUGUGAAUGGUCUAUCAUGUACAAAGUAGGAUAAAGAAAGAGGUACGCAGGGUAUUUUUGAACCUACGUUCCUGACAUGCUCGACAUUUGGUACAUUUGUAAAUUCGUGCGCGCAUACGCAGUGUCAAUAAACUUCUCAUUAUUAUUUAUUAAAAAAUGCAUAUACUCUUUUUAGCGAGUGAAUGUGUGUAUCACGUCAAUUGGUGCUGAUUGUAAAAACGGCUAGAGAUUGAUUGAUCAAGUCAGUAGAAUUUGCCUGAAUUUUUUAUUUUUAUUUUUUUUUAUAUCUCGGAGAAACAAUCGUCCAAUUUUAAAAAUGACACAUAGAUUUUCUCCUGAUAUAGCAUGCGUACGUGUUAUUUUAUGUACAUAGUAUUUCAAAUGUAUACGUACAGCAUUUAUUGUGAUUACGGAUCCCGGUGUAAUAAUUACGUUAAACAUAUACCUUCAAGGUAUUCGCGUGAAAUUAAUUUUUGAUUAAUCAUUCUCUUGUAAUUCUCAUAAAGUAUAAAAAUCGAAUCUAUUAUAUGUUUUUACUUUUUUUAUUUUUAUUAAAGAAAAAUGGAGAUAUAUAUGGACACACAAUGCCGUGAUGUCUAAACAAGAUAUUUUUAAAUUAUAGAAAGCUAUUUAUAAAUUAUAUAUUUAAUUCUAUCAUCAGGAUGUCUACUUCCUGAAAAACCUGGAAUUCUCAGGGAUUUCUAUUUGGAGAAAUUAAAGAGUUCUGAUGAAAUUUUAUUGGGACUCAGGGAAUUUUUUUUUAAAUUCUUCUUGAUAAUGCUUUAUAUUGUAAGCAAUCUACAAUUCGCCGAUAAACCAAGUUACGAAUAUAUAAAUUAUAAAUAUAUAUCUAUCUCUUUGUUUAUAUAUUAGACAUCUUAACAAAAUCUUGCAUAGUAAAUAUUUUUUUUAUUGUAACUUUUAGUGAUAAAGGAAUGAAGAUGUUAUAUAAAUGAAAAAUAUUUAUUUUACGAAAGCCACUCAGUUUUUUUAGUAGUUUUGCAAAUCUAAUAUUUGAAACUUAAAUGGCUCUGUAUUUUUUUUUCGUGUGACUAAAAACCAUUAGAAAACAAAAUUAUACAAUAAAAAAUCUUAUUUAGAAAGUUGCAUCGAAAAAUCUUUAUCUUCUUUACCUGAAAUUUUGAACAAGAAUACUUGGAAGAACAGAAAAUUUUCAGGAAAUUUUUUCAGAAGAUUUGAGUAGACACCCUGAUCAUACACUUAGGAGGACUUAUGUGCUAUGAUACUUGAGUUUUUUCAGAUGGAGAAUUUUCUGUAUUAUAAUCUGUGUAGAACAUUUUUUUUUCAGUACUUCUUUGAUUUGAAAAAAAUGUAUUGAAAAUUACAUUUAUAUGCUUUAUUGUAAUUAUAUAUUAUAAUUAUAAUAAGUACAAUGAAGAUAUAAAAAUAUGAAUUUUUAUCUUCUAUAUAAUUUAGAAUAA
This is a messenger RNA of Cataglyphis hispanica, 5895 nucleotides long. RefSeq names its product suppressor of hairless protein (gene Su(H)). Gene Ontology annotation, molecular function: RNA polymerase II cis-regulatory region sequence-specific DNA binding; DNA-binding transcription activator activity, RNA polymerase II-specific. Gene Ontology annotation, cellular component: nucleus. The transcript is spliced from 2 exons. Gene Ontology annotation, biological process: regulation of transcription by RNA polymerase II. Bases 707 to 2236 code for a protein of 509 amino acids. NCBI's taxonomy places the organism in Eukaryota, Metazoa, Arthropoda, Insecta, Hymenoptera, Formicidae. The record is from RefSeq and is a predicted model, not a curated record.